AUGGAAAAUUCUCAACAACAAUUUAAAAUUGAUGUUUUUAUUAGUAUUAAAUCAUCAUCGAGUCAAUAUAUUAAGAAUCAUCCACUCUUGUUGAGUUAUAUAUUAAUACAAUUGGUAGAACAAUCAGAGAAAAAGACACUUGUCUUUACAAAUUUCAAUCAUGUUUUGAAAACUAGUAUUUCUCUUCAACAAGAAAGUGUACCAAUUGAAUUAUCAUUCCGAAGUUUAAUUGAUAAUAUUCCAGUAUCAUCAUUUGAUUAUUUAUUCCCGUAUACAUUGACUCUGGAUUCGCCAUUGAUAUAUCACUUCAAAGUUUUGGAUGAACACAAUGAAGGAAAUAAUGAAUCAACAAAUUCGUCAUCAUCACAAAAGAGAAAGAAAUUCUCAUGUGGAGGUCUUCAAAAAGAAUAUGAACAAUUGAAGAAAACAUUGAAACAAAUGAUUGAUUUACGAGAGAAUAAUGUCAGUGCUGGUGUAUUGAUACAUGGUUUGUCUGGUGUAGGAAAAUCACUUCUAGUUAAUACAGUUUUACAAGAUUUAUUCCAAGAAUCGUGUCAACAAUCGAAUAGUGAAGAAGAAGAACCAAGCAUUUUCACAAUACACGCAUCAAUGUUUUCUAGUAAGGUCUAUGGUCAAAACGAAGCCAAAAUGAAACAAUUCUUCCAAAACCCAAACGAAGAAGGGCAUUCUCAAUUAAUUUAUUCAUACAAAUUUAUUAUACUGGAAGAUUUGGAGCAAUUAGCUCCAUCCAAUCAAGUUAUACAGGAGAGUUCACUAAUGUCAAAGGGUGGUAAAAGAUUGGUGAGCACUUUACUUCAUUGCUUGGAUGAUUGUCCAAAAAAGAGAAUAAUUGUAAUAGGCAUUACAAACCAAUUCUCAAAGAUUGAUUCAUCCAUAAAGAGGUCAGGAAGAUUGGAUCAAACAGUUAUCGAGUGUCCAAUUCCAGGAGAAGCAGAGAGACUCAGCAUUUUAAAAUGUAUUUUUGAACAAUGUAGUUUGGUAGCUGAUGAAAAAGUUGUAAAUAAGGUUGCUGCUGUCACACAUGGUUUUGUUGGAUCGGAUCUGAAAUCGUUAUGUAAUGAGGCUAUUCUCCAAUAUUUCAUGAAAACAGAGCCAGUAGCUCUCGAAGAAGAACAAUCAAUGAUAUCUUUAGAUUAUGAAUUUUUCGAGAAUGCUCUUGUUCAUGUGAGGCCAAGUGCUAUCAGACACAUCCUUGUUGAAGUACCAAAAGUUUACUGGGAUGAUAUUGGAGGUCAGGACAAUGUCAAACAAGCUCUCAAAGAAUCGAUCGAAUGGCCUUUCAAACACUCUGAGCACUUUAAACGAAUGAAAAUAAGAGCACCAAGAGGUGUGCUUCUUUAUGGACCUCCAGGUUGUUCAAAAACGCUGAUGGCUAAAGCUUUAGCUACUGAGGCUAAAUUGAACUUUUUGGCUGUGAGAGGUCCUGAGCUGUUCAGCAAAUGGGUUGGUGAAAGUGAAAGAGCAGUCCAACAAAUUUUCUCAAAGGCAAGACAAGCUGCUCCAAGCAUUAUCUUCUUUGAUGAGAUUGAUGGCUUGGGAGUGGAAAGAGGAAGUGGAGGUAACUCUGUUGGUGAUAGAGUUCUGUCACAAUUACUCCAAGAAUUGGAUGGUAUUGAUCCUUUACAAGGAGUAACGGUAAUUGCUGCUACAAAUAGACCUGAUUUAUUGGAUAAGGCUCUGCUUAGACCUGGCAGAAUUGAUAGAAUGCUCUACGUAUCACCACCAGAUGAAGCUGCAAGAAGAGAAAUUGUGAAAAUCCAAUUGAAGAAAAUGGCAAAUAUUGUCUCACCAGAGGAAGUGGAAAAGAUUGUUCAAUCGACAACUAAUUACAGUGGUGCUGAAAUGACAGCUCUCUGCAGAGAAGCAGCUUACAUUGCACUCCAAGAAGAUAUCCACGCUCAACAUGUAGAGUUCAGGCAUUUUGAGGAAGCUGUCAAAUCAGUUCUUCCAAGAAUUACUAAGGAUAUGCUUGAAUUUUACAAGGAGUUUGCCAAUAAAAACAGAGCAGAUUAA
Molecule: messenger RNA, 2034 nt
Organism: Naegleria gruberi
Lineage: Eukaryota; Heterolobosea; Eutetramitea; Acrasida; Naegleriidae
Exons: 1
Coding region: 1-2034 (677 amino acids)
Cellular component (GO): cytoplasm
Molecular function (GO): ATP hydrolysis activity; ATP binding
Source: RefSeq, a predicted model, not a curated record